Messenger RNA from Lactuca sativa (garden lettuce), 1822 nucleotides. Its product is annotated as homogentisate phytyltransferase 1, chloroplastic. Gene Ontology annotation, cellular component: membrane. The record is from RefSeq and is a predicted model, not a curated record. NCBI's taxonomy places the organism in Eukaryota, Viridiplantae, Streptophyta, Magnoliopsida, Asterales, Asteraceae. Gene Ontology annotation, molecular function: zinc ion binding; prenyltransferase activity; nucleic acid binding.
AUGGUGGAAGGAGAAAGUUCAAAGAAUCCUAAGAAGUCUAAUGGAAAAAGGAAGUUUAAAGGAAAGGAUCACAAGUCUUCCAAGAAGAAGGAUAAGUUGGUUUGUUGGAAUUGUAACAAACCGGGUCACUUCAAGAAAGAUUGUCGUCUUCGCAAAGUGAAUAAGGAUGGUGCUGGACCAAGUGGAUCUAAGGAUCCAGAAAAGCAACAAGGUCAGAUUUUUGUUUCAUUGCAGAUUUCUAAAUAUAUUCAAAAUUAUAUUUAUGUGAUUUCUGAAGCAUUUUAUGUGCAGGCAACAUCUAACUGUUUUCUUCGAUAUAACCAAUAUGACUCUUCGCUACAUAGAGCAGAAAGGCUUUCCAUUUCUCAUGGUUUGGCUUUAUUUGGAAAAAAUAUGAAAUCAAUGCCGAUUGGGUUUGCUCUAAAACCUUCUUCAUCUUCUUUACGAACUCCAUUGGUGGCAACUGCAGUUGGGUCUGUAAAAGUAUCAAAGGUUCAAGUGUGGAAAACCAUUAGAUUGAGGGACUCUAAUGUUACAUUUGAGAGAUCGAAUCAUCUACACGGUUAUAAACUGAAUGAUCCUGAAAGUGCCAACAAGUAUUGCUCUGAAUUUCAUCGACAUCAAAGAAGAACCAAACUUCAGGCAAACGCUAGCUCUGAAUUUUCUAUCAAUCCACAUGAUUCUGAGGUUGCUCCUCCCCAAAAAGAUGGCAAAUCACUUGGAGCUACGUUGGAUCUUAUUUACAGAUAUUCAAGAGCUUACACGCUCAAAGGAACAGUGUUAUCCAUCAUUUCAAUAUCUUUGCUUGCCGUCCAGAACCUUUCGGAUUUUACUCCGUCAUUUUUCCUUGGAGUUUUGCAGGCGAUCAUUGGUGGCUGUUUAGCCAAUUUGUAUGUCGUCGGCAUAAAUCAACUCUCUGACAUUGAUAUCGACAAGGUUAACAAACCAUAUUUGCCAUUGGCAUCCGGGGAUCUUUCAGUUAAAACCGGCAUUCUACUCACCUCAUUGUAUGCUAUUUUGGGUUUUUGCCUCGGAUGGAGUACUAAAUCUUGGCCGUUGAAGUUAGGUCUCUUGUUAUGGUAUGCUUUUGGAACUGCAUAUUCAGUUAAUCUACCAUUACUAAGAUGGAAGAGCAUUCCUGCACUUGCUGCAAUGUGCCUUUGGUCAGUUCAAGGAGCGAUCAUUCCUAUUUUGUUCCACCUCCAUGCACAGACAAAUAUAUACGGAAGAUCACUCUCACUUUCGCAGCAUGCCAUUUUUGUAUUUGGGUUCAUGAGCAUAUAUGGGAUAGUUAUCGCACUAUUUAAGGAUAUUCCAGAUGUCGAGGGAGAUAAGUUAAAUGGUAUCAACUCAGUCGCACUACAAAUCGGGAAAAAACCGGUGUUUUGGCUUUGUAUAUGGCUCCUUGAAAUGGCAUACGGUGUGGCCAUAUUAAUUGGGUUAUCGUCGACCCGUUUUUGGAUCCGAUCAUUAAUGGUAAUCGGUCAUAGCAUUCUCGGUUUUAUUCUUUGGAGAGAAGCAAACCUUGUUGAUCUCAAAAGUGACGUGGCUAUAGAAUCAUUCUAUCUGUUUAUUUGGAAGCUCUACUAUAUGGAAUACUUGAUGGUGCCCGUUUUAAGAUUUUAAGCAUAAAAAAGCGGCAAGUGAUCAGUGAUGUGUGCCAUUCAUUUUUUUUUUUUUUUAAUUAUCAUUGGAUUUUUAGUUUUUAUUCGUUUGAUUUUCACGUAGAUCAAGAUUUCAUUAUGAAUUGCAUAACAUAAUAACGAAAGUGGUGUGAUUUCUGAUCUAUGAAAAUCGUUUUUUUAUUAAUUUUUUUUGUUGG